AUGGAAAUCUUUUAUGAAUACACUGAAUUCUCACGUCAUGAACCAGGUGUUGCUCAUGUCUUGGUUACUGGAGGUGCUGGCUACAUUGGUUCACAUGCGACAUUGCGACUUCUGAAGGACUCAUAUCGUGUGACAGUGGUGGAUAAUCUCUCAAGGGGAAAUAUUGGUGCCAUCAAGGUCCUACAGCAGCUAUUUCCAGAACCUGGGAGACUUCAGUUUAUAUAUGCUGACCUGGGUGAUGCGAAAGCUGUGCAUAAAUUUUUUUCAGAAAAUGCAUUUGAUGCUGUGAUGCAUUUCGCAGCCGUAGCAUAUGUUGGAGAAAGCACUCUAGAUCCCCUCAAUCAAUCUGAUACUCCAAAUGCUUCAAGCCACGCCACGGUGGAUGAUCUUUCUGACGAACCAAGUAACAAAAUUUCAUGA
This is a messenger RNA of Olea europaea var. sylvestris, 420 nucleotides long. Its product is annotated as probable UDP-arabinose 4-epimerase 2. The transcript has 5 exons. Bases 1 to 420 code for a protein of 139 amino acids. Gene Ontology annotation, biological process: beta-D-galactose catabolic process via UDP-galactose, Leloir pathway. Gene Ontology annotation, cellular component: cytosol. NCBI's taxonomy places the organism in Eukaryota, Viridiplantae, Streptophyta, Magnoliopsida, Lamiales, Oleaceae. The record is from RefSeq and is a predicted model, not a curated record. Gene Ontology annotation, molecular function: UDP-glucose 4-epimerase activity.